AUGAGGUGGUGUCGAAUCAAGAGGGAUCCGGAUGCGGGUGGGAGUACUGGAAAUGACAGCAACAAAUUGAGUGGUGGAGAGUUCAGACUAGACGGUGUUCUUCUCCCAAGAAAUUUAGAGUCAAAAAGCUCAUCAGCGAUGAAACAUUUGACGAAACGUCUCAAAGCAAUUUAUGAAGACGAGGGACUUGAUUAUGGUGACGUGGAUGACGAUGAAGAGACGAUUGUCGAUCGAUUUAGUAUGCCCGACGCUUUAACAAUUUCGACUUUGUUAGAAGAUCUCGUCAAACAAGGACACAAAGUACAAAAAGAGCUACGGUGCAACAUUUGUUUUUCAAUCCCUCAGCAGCCAUGUCUAACAACUUGUAACCAUCUAAUUUGCAAACCUUGCUUUGAUGGAUGGAUGAAAGAAGGGAAAGGGCCGAAACAUUGCCCUGUUUGCAAGUUUGUGAUAGAUACGAGAAGAAACGCUGAAGUCGACUACUUGAAAUCGUGGACUAACAAAUAUCUGCAAUUUGCGAAGACGUUUAUGAAAGAAGUGGCCACAUACGAGCAUACUUUCGAAGAUCCUUUCAUGGAGAGCCAGCAAGUUUCGCGUGAAACCCAAACUUUGGAAACUUCAAACACCACAAUCGAUUUAAAUGGCUUGUUAGCAGAUGCGCCCAUCACACUUCGUUCCAUAUUCACAAACGUAACGGGGUUAGAAGAGGCUUUAAAGAAGAACAUUGAUGAAUUGAAGUCUUGGGUAAAGGAGAAUAGCAAUGAUGACGAGGAAAUGGUUGAAGCAGCGGAUUUGCAACAUAUUGAGAAUGUUUCGAAGCCCGUUGUAUUUUUUUGUGGAUUAUCCGAUUUUGAUGAAGAGGACUUGUGUUCCGAAUUUUGCUUCGCUUUUCACAAAGAAGUUGAAAUUACUCGAAGCUUAACAAAUGCACAAUGUCUCGUCGUUAUGGGGAAAAGAGAGUAUGCUGAACAUUCACUUGCCUAUCGAACAGCAACAACCAAAGGAAUGAGGAUCAUCGAUGGAAGAUGGGUCAGAGACAGCUUAAGAUGUCAAAAGCUCUGUGAUAUGAUGGAUUACGCCUUCAAAAACGAA
Messenger RNA from Mesorhabditis belari, 1092 nucleotides. Lineage: Eukaryota; Metazoa; Nematoda; Chromadorea; Rhabditida; Rhabditidae. The record is from the annotation of a GenBank genome assembly.